Messenger RNA from Symbiodinium pilosum, 519 nucleotides. The record is from the annotation of a GenBank genome assembly. Lineage: Eukaryota; Dinophyceae; Suessiales; Symbiodiniaceae.
GACCUGGGCACCACGUACAGCUGCGUGGGAGUUUGGAAGAACGACGGUGUCGAGAUCAUUGCCAACGAUCAAGGCAACCGGACCACUCCUUCCUAUGUGGCCUUCACGGACACCGAGCGCCUGAUCGGCGAUGCAGCCAAGAACCAGGUCGCUCGAAACCCCGAGAACACGGUGUUCGACGCCAAGCGCCUGAUUGGCCGCAAAUUCAACGACCCCAUCGUGCAGUCAGACAUCAAGCUGUGGCCUUUCAAGUGCGUGGCCGGUCCAAGCGACAAGCCGCUCAUCGUGGUCACUGUGGAGGGCGAGGAGAAGAAGUUCCAUCCGGAAGAGAUUUCGUCGAUGGUGCUCCUUAAGAUGAAGGAGACGGCAGAGGCCUACCUUGGUUCCAAGCUCAACGACGCCGUCGUGACGGUGCCCGCGUACUUCAACGACUCGCAGCGCCAGGCCACCAAGGAUGCAGGAACGAUCUCGGGCAUGAACGUUCUGCGCAUCAUCAACGAGCCGACCGCAGCAGCGAUC